This is a messenger RNA of Vanessa tameamea, 3833 nucleotides long. It is a transcript of the gene Cap-G, whose product is annotated as Chromosome associated protein G. Bases 127 to 3783 code for a protein of 1218 amino acids. Gene Ontology annotation, biological process: mitotic chromosome condensation. Gene Ontology annotation, cellular component: cytoplasm; condensed chromosome; condensin complex. The transcript has 28 exons. The record is from RefSeq and is a predicted model, not a curated record. Lineage: Eukaryota; Metazoa; Arthropoda; Insecta; Lepidoptera; Nymphalidae.
AGUAACUCCAGCAAACUACUUUCAUUGUUUUUAAAUUUGAAUUAUUUCAAAAUUUAAUUAUAUUUUGUAAUUAAUUAUUGGUGUGUUAAGAAUAAUUUAUUACGCUGUACAAUUUUGUGAGUUAAAAUGGCACCUACUGACGCCGAUAUACCACAAGCGGUCGGGAAGCCGAAUCCGCGUAAUAAUCCAAUUAUGUUUAAAAUAUUUCAAAACGUUCAGUAUAAUGUUGUUCAACAUAAGAAGUACGUAAAAGAAAUGAUAAAACUGUACAAAAAGAUUGAACAGGAUUUCUUUAGGGAAAGUUUUAAGAAUGCUCUUCAUUAUUUAUUCACUUUUGGAGAUACAAGUGCUAAUGUUGACCGGGUCGUUCAGUUUGUAGCGACCUUUUGUACUUCUCUAGAUGAUGAAGAAGAGUUUCUUAUGUUUAUAUUUGAAAUUAUUUUUGAUUGUCAAUGUGUAUCAGGCCAGUCUGUAAGAUACAGAGCUAGUCAACUGCUGGCAGCUGUGCUCUCGGCGCUCGGAGAUGAUGCAUCCUUGGAUGAUGAUCUGUGUGACAAACUUUUAGCAUCACAGAUGCAACGCCUGCAAGAUACACGUGGAGCAGUGAGAUGUAGGGCGGCUCUAGCUCUUCAGCGUCUACAAAAUCCAAUGGAACCAGAUGAUGAAGUCACUAGAGCAUAUCGUUUUCAUAUGAGCUGUGAUCCUAGUUCAUCUGUGAGAAGAGCUAUAGUGAUGUCGAUAGCAAAAUGCACUCGUAAUGUUCCAUUUGUUCUGGAACGACUUUGUGAUGUAGAUGAAGCAGUACGCCGCGCCGCUUUCUUGUACAUAUCUGCGAUUAAUGUGACACAGUUGAGAGUCAAACAACGAGUACUCACUUUAAAGGUAGGCCUGAACGAACGCAGUCAGCGCGUGCGUCGGGUGGUUGAAGAGAUAUUGAUACCGGGCUGGCUCAGUACAUUCCACGGCAAUAUCAUUGAUCUACUUAAAGCAAUACGACUGGACAAUACACAUGAUGCUAAGGAUUCACAAUAUGUUGCAGGAAAACUUCUAGAAUCACUUUUUAAGCGUCUACCGACAUCUGAGCUAUUAGAAUGGUUACCGACUGAUAAAACCCUGCGUCUCAUUCCCGCAGAGAAGUUAAAUAAGGAAAGUGCUUGGUACUGGCGUCAUCUUGCAGAACAUUUACAGAAGAUCGAUGACGAUGAAACGUUAGAGACGGUGCUACCCGAUCUUGUCGUUUUAACUGGAUAUAUAAGAGCGAUCGUGGAAUCGCCAUGUCCAUCAGAAAAGGACGACCCGGUGGGCUUCAGCACUCGCCAGUACGUGCUACAGGAGCUGGGCUGUCUGCUGCGCGUGUACGACGCCGGAGACCCCGCCGGACGCUCUGCGCUGCAGACACUCGUCACCGACACUCUCACAGGCGACUACGGUCCACUGAACUCGGACGUCAUCCGCGCAUUCGUGUCGGCUCUGGAGCUGGUGGUGCCGGAGGUGGCGGCGCGCGUGGAGCUGGUGUGCGGCGUGGUGUCGGCGCUGCGCGAGGCGCGCGAGCCCGACGACGCGCCCGCGCCCGCGCCGCCGCUCGACUGCACCGAGGUCAAGCUGCAGAGAGCUAGACUCCGUGUCUCUUUAAACGUCGCAAUCGAAGCUCAAGAAGAGGCCGUAAGAGAUGAAAACUAUGCUCUCGCCGCGGAAUGUAAAGCUAAAGUUGCAGAUAUUCAAAAGAAAUUGGAAGAUUUGAAUAUUCAAACAAAGUCACCACCGCCUCAACCAUUGGCAACUAUAAAAGAAAAACAAUGCGACGCGGAGACUUUAAAUAAGUGUUUAACAAUAUUGAACUGUGCGCUGGACACGCCGCAGCUGACGACAAUCACGCCAAUUCUGAAGUUGAUGUUUAGUGAACUAGAGGCUGAAAUAUUUCAAAAUCCAGAAAUAUUGGAGAAUGCGCUCGAAACAGUUGCCUUAUUUGGAAUGCUCGAUAAGGAGUUUGCAAGAGACCACAAAGCAUUCUUCUUUGCGAAUCUAAUAGACACAACAAACGAGCCAACUGUAACGACAGUAUUGAAGUGCAUAGUGGACCUGCUGUGCGUGCACGGAGCGCGCGUGUUCGAGGACGACGUCACCCAAGACGAGGCGAAGGCGGACGUACCGAAAAAACGGAACACGCGAUACUCCUUGGACGCUGACGACGAAGAUGGUACAUUGUCCGAAUCUGCAUUAUCAAUAACACCAACACAUAGCACAGUCAUUGAACUUCUGUUGAAAAUAAUGGACAGCGCAUGUCCAGCAUAUAGGCUGAUAAUAGUGGAAGGUCUGUGUCGUCUCAUAUACCUCGGUCACCUCGAAUCGCCGACUAUACUCAGCAGACUAAUAUUGCUCUGGUUUAACCCCGCUACAGUCGAUGAAGAUAAUCUACGGCAGACUAUAGGAGUAUUUUUCCAAACUUUCCCUGUGUGUGUCGAUGGAUCGCAAGAACAGAUUCAAAAAGCUACAUUGCCAACUCUCCGAGCACUAGCCAAUGCACCAUCAAGCUCCCCUCUAGCAGAAAUAGACCAGGAGGCAGUCGUCAGGUUUAUCGUCUCUUUGACCAGAGUUAAUCAUGAGCUGUGCGACGCGCAGGGCGCGCUGGCGCUGGAGCUGUGCGGGCGGCUGGCGCGGCGGCCGGCGUGCGCGGAGGCGGCGCUGGCGUGCCGCGCGCUGGCGCUGCUGGCGCCGCCCGCCGCGCCCGCCGCGGCCGCCGACCUGGCGCGCGCGCUGCCGCCGCUCAUCGCGAAAUUACCAGAUAAGCAGUCGUGUCGGAACCUGACUCGCUAUCUCGGCUCCUUGGAGGCCCUGGAGCGAGCUAGUUUCACUAAAAUGUCUACCGGUACCGAAGGAAUUAUACAACCAGAUGAUACGACCAUGAAUACCUUUGGAAGAAUAACCACUUCUUUGCCGCAACCAUUAGCAAGAAGUACUCACGUGGUAGUCAAUGAAACUGUGGAAGAAGAGGUAGAGAUUGACGAGACCUCGCCCACUGAAGUCGUGUCGAGGAUAUCAGAAGAAAGUCAAGCACCGGACGAAAAGAAGCCUCUUUCAAAAAAUGAUCCAAAAACUAUAGCGAAUGUCGAGGCGUCGGAUACGGCUUCAGAGGAAAGUAGCGGCGUUUCACCCGUCAAAAAAGUUAAGGUUACUAAAAGCAAGAAAAAGAAAAUGUCCUUAACAAGAUCGAGUUCUGAGUCUACAGAUAGCAAAGAUCGUAAUAAAAAAGGUCCCAAACAAAUCAAAGAAAAGGAACAAAAUGAAAAGGGAGUGAAGCGGAGCCGAUCACAGCGGUCUCUUGUGGAUGUAGACAGAGCUAAAAAAAAUCUUAAAUCCAAGAAAGAAACAGCCGUACAACAGUCACCGCCAUCAGAUGACCUCGACGUAUCCAACAUUACCGUUCGCAGAUCCACUCGGAGCAUGCAGUCCUGUUCCAGUUCGGACUCCACCGGGUCGGGUAAAAAGAAGAAUGGCAAAAAACCUCAGAAAAUAGCGGAGGAAUCCCGCCGAGUGACGCGCUCGUCGGACCGCUGCAGUGUGAGCUUCACUAACAACUCUGCAGACGACACUGAACUCCAUACCAUCGUCUACGAUAACGAUACUGAACAAGAACUCCUAGACGAUUCUAGCGAACUGAUGAACAGCCGGCAAUCAUCAAAAGCUAACAUCACCAUUCCCGAAACUCCAGACGUUAGCGAGGAAUCCGAGCCUGAACCAGAACCUCCAACGAAAGGAAAAGGAAAACGCAAAGGAAAAAAGUAAAAACUAUAUAUUAAUUACCUUAUAAAUAUAAUAUUUUUUAAAUAAUAAAA